This is a messenger RNA of Contarinia nasturtii (swede midge), 1141 nucleotides long. RefSeq lists its product as uncharacterized. The transcript has 2 exons. Lineage: Eukaryota; Metazoa; Arthropoda; Insecta; Diptera; Cecidomyiidae. The coding region runs from base 34 to 807 and encodes 257 amino acids. The record is from RefSeq and is a predicted model, not a curated record.
GCAAUCAAUCAGUCUUCUUCAAAUUGAAAGAAAAUGCGUCCAUUGAUCUUGAUCUUUUUUGCCAGUGUUUGUGCACUCCAUAUUCAAUUGUCAUUUGCUGAUGUUGAAGCGGAGUUAACAAGUUUGUUAACUGCUGGCACCACAUCAGCUGUGCUUAAAAAAAUCAACGCGCAAUUUCAAACGAAAUCGGAGCCAAAAUCGGAUGGCAAACAUUUUUCCGCAUUAUUUUCAUGUUCUUCAGUUGGUUCGGUUACUUUGAAACCCGGUCUCAGCAUAAAUUCCAACCUAAAUCAACUUAAAACAUGCAUCAGCAAAGUGUCUGACAAAGGUCUCAAAUCGAAGUUGAACAUGUUUUAUAAUGCGGUCAAUUCAUUCUCAUCUAUGAUACCAAAGGUAAAUAAAGCAAUGGCGGAUGGAAAAUCUUGCUGUCAAACAUAUCAAACCGCUCAGGAGAAAUAUUUGGAUUCAAUCAAAUCAAAUGAAGCGAAACUUACACAAGUUUUAGAAAAAAUUGGACCGUUCGAAACAAAACUAUUACACUUUUUUGUUCACGUACCAAACGUGGCCAACAUUUUAAGGCUGUCAACCGAAAAUUAUUUGGCCGAGAUUACUGCAGUUAUUACCAAAAUAAAUCUGUUGAAUAACUCAAAACCGAAGGAUCAAAAAACGCAUAUAGCUGAUUUGAAUGCAUUGAUGGACAUUUUUGCCAAAGAGGAUAUGAAAGUGAUUAAAGUUCUUAAUGACGAUGUCACUAGAAUUUCUAUUGAAAAAUGUCCAAAUAUUAAGGCAUUCUAUACGGGCUUGUAAAUAUUGAAAAAAUCAAAAGCGAACGGCAACAGUGAAAAAUUUGUUGAUACAACAUUUUUUUUUGUAAUUCAAGCUCGAUAAAAUAAAAUUGAAAAUUGCUGAAUUGAAAAUAUGUUUCCUUAUCAUUUGUUCAAGCGUUUUGAGAGCUGGGUCUAGGGGCUUCCAUCAGUCGUUCAUACAAAUUUAUACACAAUAUUCACGUCCUAUUCAUCAUAUAUACGAUUAAAAUUUCUUGCCUAUACCAGUGAAUAAGGUGGUUUCUAAACUGCAGUGUAGCAAACACACAGAAUAGCUACACAGAAUCGAAGAAGAUCCGCACAUAAGAGAAUGAAAA